This is a messenger RNA of Chaetomium fimeti, 273 nucleotides long. RefSeq lists its product as uncharacterized. Lineage: Eukaryota; Fungi; Ascomycota; Sordariomycetes; Sordariales; Chaetomiaceae. The transcript has 2 exons. The record is from RefSeq and is a predicted model, not a curated record. Bases 1 to 273 code for a protein of 90 amino acids.
AUGACCACCCCAUCAAGCCCGACGGUCACGAUAGAGGUCCAGCCGCCUCCCAUCGUCCAACAAGGCAGCGCCAUCUCGCCGAAAGUCAAGGCCAAGCUGCAGUUGAGCUCAGACAGCUACCCAGGAUACGGGGUUGACAACAUAUUUGCCACGGCCGUUGUGAGAGACACGAAUGGGAACCCAAUCGACAGCUCGGAUUACCAAGGCGGCACGGACGUGCAACAGGAGCGCGCGAAGACUGCGGGGGAGGCCGAGGAUUCAAUGGGCAAGUAA